AUGUCCCGAUCUGUUAAGCUUUCCAAGGAGCAGAUCGACCGACUCAUACACAUGCUGUCAGACGAGCACAAGAAGGUUCUCUUCAACGUGGCUUGUCGCAAGCUUCUCUUGGCCUUUCAGAUCGCCAGGGGGCACUUCCAGCCUCAAGGCGUGGGGCACAGCCGCCGCAUGCCUUGCACACACAAGCUCACACACUCCCUCGCACUCAAGCAUGUGCUCUCUCUCCUUACAUGGGGCACGGCUGCGCUGCGCCUCCUCAAUCCGCGCCGUUCCUGCUCGCGCUCGUCCAAUGGCUGUUCUUCGUCCUACCCGCGCUCUCCUGCUGGUGCAGCGACCGCGGGUUCCCCCUCCGCGCAACCCUCAAGUCCUUUGCUGCUGCCUGAUGGGAAUGGAGGGGGCGUGGCUGCUACAGCUGCCUCUGCUACAGCCGCCGCGGCCCUCCCCCUGUUGGACCUGCUACAGCUGUUCCUGUGGGUGGCGGUGUCGCCGGCUGUAGCAGAGGAGCUGCUGUUUAGAGGGCUGCUGCUCACGGCCCUGCAAGAGAGGCUCCGCAGGCCCGCUCGCGCAGGCUCUCCAGAGGCGCCGGUCGCAAACCUUCAAAUGCAACCGACGGCCGAUGACAGGCCGACCGUUGGGACGGGGUUUGAGGCGCGUGAAGUGGGGAAAGUGGAGGCGGGUGCUGAUAGAGAAGGGGAGGAGAGCAUCAGAAAUUUGAAGGAAAAGCAGGGGGGAACAAAGGAAGUUCGGGGUACGAGGCGAGGGAGGAGAGCAGGCAAAGAGAAGGCAAGAAGCGUAGGAAGCGAGAGUAAGAGCAGAGAGGCGGGAGCAUCCAAGGAGGAGGAAGAGGCAGUGGCAAUGAUUGCUCAAGUGCUGAUGAAUAAGUACGGACCUCAGAUUGUGAAAGAGGAGGAGGAAGAGGAGGGGCCUGGGAACGGAAGGAUUGAGGGACGGGAGGAGGUGAAAGGAGAGGAAGAACCGGAGCCAACAACGGCGGCGGCGGCGACGGCGGCGGCGGCAGCCGAGGAGGAGGAUGGAAUGGACACAGAAGAGGAGGAGGAGGAAGCAGAAGCAGAAGCGAGUGAGGAGGGUUCACCAGGCACCACAUCUCGCACCCCACGUGCUACCUCUCGCUCCCCCCUCCUCUCCUUUUACCGUUUCUUCUCUUCCCACCUCGGCAUCUCCUCCCCCUCCACGCUCGCUUCCGUCCUCGCCUCUUACCCGCAACUUCUCCGCUCCCAUCCCACCAAUGACUUUCUGCCACGUGUCCGUCUCCUCCAGUCAUACGGCAUUUCCAAUGCUGACAUCGUGCACAUCACUUUGAGAAGCCCUGCCUGGCCCCGAACCCCCCUCCCACAGAUUCAGAAUACGCUUGAGUUCCUUUUGGCUAAAAACGUCCGCCGAAGCAGAUUGGGCUCUGUGCUCCGACGUGGACUGGGCUUACUCUGCAGGGAGCCACGUUCAACGAACCUGGACAUUCUGGUGGAAAGAGCGGGAAUUCCCGAGGACAAGCUGGGUGUGAUUAGAGGGAUGUCCGCCCAUCUUGGGUAG
Closterium sp. Naga37s-1 is the source of this 1548-nucleotide messenger RNA. The record is from the annotation of a GenBank genome assembly. Lineage: Eukaryota; Viridiplantae; Streptophyta; Zygnematophyceae; Desmidiales; Closteriaceae.